AUGCGCCUGUUUACCCGCAAAAAUGGCGGCAGCGGCAGCGGCAGCGGGAGUGGGAGUGGGAGUGGGAGUGGGAGUGGGAGUGGGAGUGGGAGUGGUAGCGGUAGCGGAAAGUGCCUUGCCGUUUGGUCGACCAUCUCCAAGGAACUGACUAGCAAAUUCUUGGAAAGGGGCCAGUGCAACGAUGCUGCUCGUGCGGCCAUACGAUUGAUCUUUCACGAUUGUGGAUCUUGGGACAAAUCUCAAGGAGCCACUGGCGGCUGUGAUGGUAGUUUGGCUCUCUCCGAUGCCGAACUCGACCGUCCUGAGAAUGGGGGCCUGCGGCCUAUCGCCCAAGAUCUCAAGCGCCUUGCCGACCAGUACAAGGUCGAAGUUGCUGAUAUGAUUGUCUUUGCUGGCAAUCAUGCCAUCGUCACCUGCCCACGCGGACCUCGUGUGAAGACUUGGAUCGGUCGCAAAAGCUCUUCCACUCCCGCUCCGGAAGGGGGCCUUCCCGAUGUCAAGGCUGAUCCCGCUAUUCUUUCCAAUCUCUUCAAAGCUAAGGGCUUCGAUGACCGUGAUCUUGCAGCCUUACUUGGUGCCCACAGUACCUCCAAGCAAUUCGGCUUUGAUCCAAGCCAAAGCGGUAAAGGACAGGACAGCACUCCUGGCAUUUGGGACGUUAAGUACUACUCAGAAACGCUCAAGCCACCCAAAGGCGCUUUCGUCUUCCCGUCUGACAGCAAGCUCGCCAACUACCGUGACGUCGGCAAGGAGUUCAAAGGCUUCGUGAAUAACCAGGGAAAGUGGAACGGGAAGUUCGCUGAUGCUAUGGGAAAGAUGGCUUUGUUCGGCAGCGCCGGCACGAAGGGUAUGGUUGAUUGCACAGACGCGCUUCCACGGGAAACGAAUGCGAAGAGGGAGCUUAGGGCGAUGGACGUCUUUGCUCCCAGGAACUAA
Molecule: messenger RNA, 936 nt
Organism: Trematosphaeria pertusa
Lineage: Eukaryota; Fungi; Ascomycota; Dothideomycetes; Pleosporales; Trematosphaeriaceae
Product: class II peroxidase
Exons: 4
Coding region: 1-936 (311 amino acids)
Biological process (GO): response to reactive oxygen species; hydrogen peroxide catabolic process; cellular response to oxidative stress
Molecular function (GO): heme binding; peroxidase activity
Source: RefSeq, a predicted model, not a curated record